AAUCAUCUACACACACACAGAGAGAGAGAGAGAGGGAGCGAGUCGGGUUGUGAAACAGACGGAGAGAGGAUGUGAAUGAGUGCAGUGAGAGAGGAACGGGUCUCCGCUGUGGGAUUUAUUCGCUGGGAGGAUGAAAGGGAACGCUGUGAUUCCGCUGUGAGGUCGCGCGCGGCGCCGUUUUCCGUUCCGUGCGAGCGGUGAUCCUGGAGAGAGAGAGAGAGAGGGAGAGAGAGAGAUGGCUGCGGUCCAGCGACUCUCCGGCCUUCCUCCGUGUCUCUGAGCGCCGCCGCCGCUGCUGGAUGUGUCCCGGAGACCCGCCGCCGCCGCGCCUCGUGUUCCUCCGGGGAUUUUUACCACCACCAUCACUAUCACUAUCAUUAUUAUUAUUAUUAUUAUUUUCUUUGUAUCAUUAUUUCUCUCCUUCCUUCAUCUAUGGAAUGUACACAAGUGUUCCAGUCUGGAUAGGAGUUUAUUAUGACCGGGGGCAAGAUGUGGGUGUUUGGGAAAUUGGUAUCGAUACGUUGAGGCCCUUGUUUCCCCUACUCCCCACCCCCUGGAAGUCUGAGCAAUCAGACGUUGCAGUGACCGACUCGGGGAGCUGGCACUAAAAUGUCCCUAAGUGGUGGCACUGCAGGCGGGAAAGGUGUGGACUCGAAUGCGGUGGACCCUUACGACAGCGGUGAUGAGUGGGACAUCGGCGUCGGCAAUCUGAUCAUCGACCUCGAAGCUGACUUAGAGAAGGACAAACUCGAGAUGUCUGGCUCCAAGGAAGCGGGUGGAAUGGCAGCUCCACCCAGCGCUGUCGCUGCUUUGCCCGACAAUAUCAAGUUCGUGAGCCCCGUCGGCGCCCCUCAAGGCAAAGAGAGCAAAUCGAAAUCGAAGCGCAACAAGAACUCCAAGGACAAUAGUACCAAGUCUCCAGCAGGAGACGCCGUGAAAAAAGAGCACCCGGGACGAACUCAAGUGGAGGUUACCGGUACGACGGGUAGUUCCGGAGGCGCCGGGAACGCCACGCCUGGCAAAGGCAUGGAGAAGGGUGGGAAGGCGCCCCGCAGCGUACCAAAUAGCAAAAAGGACAAGGAGGUAUCGAGCGGGAAAAACAAGAAAGAUAAAAGCGAAGGCUCGGUCGCCGUGGUCGCGAUCGAGAAGGAGGUAGCUUCGAACGCUCAAGCACUUGGGAACAAUACGCGCAGCACCUCUUUCGACAGUACGCAGAACGUGGACAUGGCCGUGACCGAGCCACAUGGGAAUAACACCCUGGAAUCUGUUGGAAUAGUACCGUUGUCCAUUAAAUCGGAACCCGAGGACAUGGAUAACGGCGAGUGCCGAGCAUUAAAGAAAGUGAAAAAUGAAAAGAUGGAGUCUCCGGUCUCUACACCGGCCCCGCCUCCGCUCCACCUUUUAGCCUCGGUGGGUAACAGCGAUAUCGCCUCGCCGUGUGAGCAGCUGAUGGUGCGGACGCGCUCGGUGGCGGUCAACACCUCCGACGUGGCGCUGAGCACAGAACCCGAGUGCCUGGGGCCCUGCGAGCCCGGAACGAGCGUCAAUCUGGAGGGCAUCGUGUGGCAAGAAACCGAGGACGGCAUGCUGGUAGUUAACGUGACAUGGCGGAACAAAACGUACGUCGGAACGCUGCUGGACUGUACGCGCCACGACUGGGCUCCGCCAAGGUUCUGUGAAUCUCCCACAAGUGACUUGGAAAUUAGGCCUGGGCGUGGUCGAGGUAAGAGAAUGCGUCCCAACAGCAACACCCCAGUCAAUGAGAACAGCAACUCCUCUGAUAACAAGGGCAGCAACAGUAGCAAGACUAGAGCCGGCUCCAACAGCAAGGCUCGACGUGGCAGUCAGAACUCCUCUGAGCGAAGGACCCCACCCAACAGCAACACCGAGGAUGUCAAAGCCAGCCCUUCGUCAGCCAGCAAGCGGAAGAACAAGCCUGUUUCUGACAUGGAGCCCAACUCCAGUUCUGAGGACACUAAAGGCAACAAGCGUAUGCGCACUAACUCUAAUAGUGUAGUAACUUCUUCCGGACUCUCGCUCCCCACCAUAAAGACUGAAUGUCUUCCACCUCCCCUAGACCGCAAUUGCCCCUCACCAGUACUUAUAGACUGCCCAUACCCCAACUGCAACAAGAAGUACAAGCACAUCAAUGGCCUGAAGUAUCAUCAGGCUCGUGCUCAUAAUGACGAUGAUAUUAAGCUGGACAUGGACGGGGACAGUGAGUAUGGGGAGGACUCCUCUCUCCACCCUGAGCCAGGGAGUUGUAAUGGGGCCUCAGUUUCACAGAAAGGGUCCCUUUCGCCAGCACGCUCAAUCACUCCAAAAGGAAGAGGAUUUGAUGCACACAGUUCAUCUCCUUCCCCAGGGAAAUUUGGCUCCAAGCCUAAGAAGAAGAACGGAGAAACGGAUGCGGAUGCUUGUGGCAUUCCAAUGGAUGGCUGUGAGGAUGGGCCUUCUCUCACUGAUGAUGCCAGUAAUGAUGGCAUGGAGGAUAAGAAGUCCAAAAAGUCUAGUACCAAGCCUGAUAAGCUGGCUCAGAAGAACAUGAAACCCUCCAGGCCAGUGGCUCCAGGCAUGCCCUCUCAGCAGAUUUACUCUCUACAGCCAACGCAGUUUAGCUCCGGGAGUCCCAACCAUCCCCCAGGAAUGAGUUUGAUGAUUCAAGGCAUCCCCAAAAGCCCCCAGCUUAAAGGCAUUCAGCCAAAGCCAGGUGUGCCUGGAGACUCAUCCCCAAUGAACCAGGUUCUCGCGAGCUCCAAGGACAAAAAGAAAAAGGACAAGAAAAAGAAGGAGCCUAGUAAAGAGGGAGACAGCCCCAAGCCUCCAGGUAAAAGCGGGAAGACCGAAGAUGGGAAGAGCCCUUACUCCGAGUCCUCUGAUCCUGGAAGCAGAAGUGAAGGCCAUCUAAAUGGUUCUUCAGACCUUCACCAGAGUCGCUUAGCUAGCAUUAAGGCUGAGGCAGACAAGAUCUACAGCUUUACAGACAACGCUCCAAGUCCAUCAAUUGGCGUGGCCAGUCGUAUGGACAGCAGUGGGCAGCCUCUCGCUCCUCUCCAUGUUGUUACUCAGAAUGGGGCUGAUAAUUCUUCGGUGAAGACGAACAGUCCUGCAUACUCUGAUAUCUCUGAUGCUGGAGAGGACGGUGAGGGAAAAGUGGAGGGUGUAAAAACCAAGGUAGACGAUCAUUCUGUGAGGGAAGGCGCCAAAAAGGCCCUCUUUCCAUCUCAGGCAGCCAACAAAGAGUCACCUUAUUAUGCUAGCUAUGACAAUUACUACUCUCCGAACUACACUCACCCUAGCCCUGGUGGUGCUACGACUGGUGGUCCACUGCCAGAUGGCCAAACUGUAAAGGUAAAGAAAGAGGAAGAGCCAGAGUUGAGCGAAGAGAAGGUAAAGCCGGAGGUUCAGGAGGAACGUAAAGCAGACACUGCCCCCAACCAGCCGCAGCAGCAGCAGCAGCAGCAGCAACAAGCCUCAGUCAUCCAGCAACGGCCCAACAUGUACAUGCAGCCUCUUUACUACAGCCAAUAUUACGUUCCCCCCUACGGUUACCCAGAUCAGGUGUAUCACAACCAUCUUAUGAACACUAAUCCAGCCUACAGGCAGCAGUAUGAAGAAAGGCAAAGACUGAUGGCAGAACAGCACAGAGCAGCCAAGACCGAGGCAGGCAUGAAAGACAGAGAACCCUCCAUGAAGGACGACUGGAAACAAAAGGGUCCUGUUCCCCCUGGACUCACAAAAGCCCCCAGUCUGUCUGACCUGGGAAAGCCACAGGCGCCCAGCAAGCAGAGGGACCAGUCUUCUGAGCCACCCAAGUCUGUCAUCAUCCCGAAAGGGGAGGAGUCAAAGCUCCAGCCCCAGCAGGCUGAAGGCUUAAAGGUGAAGCUGAGUGAAGGUGGCCAUCAUGGCAAAGAGGACUCCAGUAAACAGGGAAUGGAGUCAGCCAGACCAGGCAUGGAGCAGGCAGUGUGGUACAGACAGUACCCUGAGAACCAGAGGCAGGUCGAGGAGGAGCGAGAGCGUGACCGAGAAAGGAAAAGCAAAGAUGAGAGAUCGCGGACUAAGGAGUCAAGUGCCAAAGAGGAGAGCAAGGACAACACUGAUCGUUUGUCUGUUCCUACCUCUGAGGACUACCGGGGUGCAGGGAAAGACCCUCGGUCAAAUGCUCACAUGUCUUUCUCUUCUGCGUUGGCCCAGCAACAACCCUACAUGCACUACAUGCAUGGAUAUCCGUAUGGGCAAGGCUACGACCCCAACCAUCCUGGAUACAGAGGAAUGCCCUCGGUCAUGAUGCAGAACUACGCAGGUUCUUAUCUACCCGCCGGUUACCCGUUCUCUCCUUACGGCGGUAAGAUGGGCGGAGGAGAGGAAGGAGAGAAAUCUCGCUCAAGUCCUACAGUCAGCAGCAAGUCGUCCUCUGAAGCCAAAGCCCUGGACAUCCUGCACCAACACGCCAACCAGUACAAGAGCAAAUCGCCCACGGUCAGCGAUAAGGGAUCACACGAGCGAGAGCGAGCAGUCGCAGAGAGAGAAAGAGAAAGGGAGCGUGAAAGAGAGCGAGAAAUGGAUCGACCCCGUUCAUCUCCCUCACAGAGAAUCAUGCAGUCUCACCACCACCUGGGCUACCCACUAGUACCUGGCCAGUACGACCUGUCCUAUGCCACAGGUCUCCCCUCAUCAGCUAUCGUUGCCAGUCAGCAGGCAGCAGCCCCCUCCCUCUACCCACCAGCACGGAGGUGAGAGCGGGAGACGUGGCUGACUCGACCUCAUCUUUACAAAUACAUGUGACUGGAUCACAUGGGGAAGUAUAUGGAGUUCAUUUAGACAUCAGUUGAAUGGUGUUUCUAUAUUUUUAGUUUUGGGAUUUUUUUUUUUUUUCUGCCGGAAUGUGUGGCAGAGUGACGUUUUCUUAGCAUCCGUACCUCGUUACCCCACUGAGGACUGUGAGACCAGGUUCAAAGCCAUCCUGUUGCCCCACCUCGCCCAGCCGGCUACUGAACUCUCUCUCUCUCUCUAUUGCUCUGUGUGUGUGUGUGUGUGUGUGUGUGUGUGUGUGUGUGUGUGUGUGUGUGUGAGAACUAGCGAAGAGUCAUUUUGGGGGGAAAACCUCUACUCGUGAGAAUGUUGGACUGUAGAACACUCCCACGGACAGGUUGUGGUCGGGCGAUCCAGAAAGAAAAAAAAAAGACUGAGCUAUAUUAUCAUGAUGAAAUGGUUGACGUUGGUAUUUUGUUUUUGGGUUUAUUAAAUUUUUUUUUUUUUUGGUUUGGUUUUUUUUAGUGCACAUCCUCGUCCUCUCUGAAGCGUCUGUGACUUUUCACAACAGCUGCGUUUUAAAUUCCCUAAACGUGUCUCAUUAUUGGUGGCAGUUUGCCACACGCCUCAAGACUGCUUUGUAUUUUUAUUUUUUUAUUGUUUGUUUCAUUUUCAGGAGGGUCAGGGGGUUUUUUGUUUGUUUGUUUGGGGUUUUUUUGCCCCCCAUCUAGAUUACACUUCACACAGAGGAAAUCCCAGCGUCUGUCUGUCUGUUUAAUACGUUCGGUUUCAAUUUGAAGUUCACGGAUCAGGGUGGACUUUCGUUUUUGCGCAAGUAUUUAUUAAAGUAUCAGGCUGGUCGUGCUCAUCCAGUCCUGCAGAAGCAGUGUUGACCGUGUUGGACAUGGAGGUCAUGCAGAAUCAGAUGAAACCCAGCGAAACAUCUCGCCUCAUGCUCAGCUCAACCAGGCAUCACUAAGCUGCUAUAUUUCUCAAGGUCUUUCAUUUUGGUUUUCCAUCUCUCUCUGUCUGUCUCUGCACUGUCAGACGUACUAACUCUCUUAAAUCGACUAGUCAGUGAUGUGACGACACGUAAUGUUUUUUAUGAUGCAGUGUGUCACCUUUCGGGGAAGUUUAGUUAGUGAUGCGUGUCGUUGACGUGAUGUGCUGCUCUACCGUGCUGCAAAAGUGUCGGAGCUUGAUUUUUUUUUUUUCUUGUGGGUUUUUUUUUUUUAAAUAAUAUUUUAUUUUCGUAAAUUCCACCCCUUCCCUUUUUUAUGAUAGAUAUAUAUAAAAGCAGGCGUGUGUUGUGGCUCAGCAUGGUGUCCUAUAGCACUAGAAAUGUGACUGUCUUUUCUCAGGCGAAGCUUUUCAUUUAUGUUCCUUCCCCCCCCCUUGACGGUUUUUGUAUUGCUGUCUUGCUCUGCACACACACACACGCAACGUGGUGUCUGUAUAUGAUGUACAGAGGAAUUAUUUUAAAAGUGCGACUGGGGAACCAUCAGUUUUUAUGGUGUUCAGUGCUUUAUAAGAUGUUCUACAACUUUGAGGUCUCUGCUUUUUUUUUUUUUUGCGCUCCUCCUCUUCCCUUUAACUCCUCUGUAUUGAUGUUGUAACACUUUUUUUUUUUUAAAUCAAAGUCUCAGCAGGGUCCAUUCCUGUUAACACAAGCAUCAGGACUCCAGGCUUUAUUCACACCCAAAAUAUCAUUAUAUAAAUCUUUGUGAAAAUCCCAGCAGGGUUUUUUUUUUUGUUUGGUUGGUUCACGAAUACACGCGUGCUUUUCUGUAUCAAGUCCUCAAGCUCGUGAAAUUCUUCAGCAGUGCACUGCGAUGAAACGCAGUCAACUGACACGGAGCUACAUUGCGAAUUUUUUUUUAUCCUCCACCCAAAAGCCACUAGAAUAGAUUUCCAGGUGCAUUUAGUUCAGCUUAACUGACACGAUGCAAUAAGGUGUAAUGAGUUUCUUCAUCACCCGGCCUCCUGUCUCCCGUCCUCUGUACAUCCUCUCGAAUGGUGCUUGACCUUUGAUGAUCUCUGUCGUGAAAGCUGUGCACUUUUGCAUGGUUUGCAUCAUUCUUCACACUGGACUCCCACCUUCUUCCGGAACCAAGCUCCGCCCCCAUCUCCGGCCCAGCGAGACCGUUCCUGUAAAGUAUCAGUAUAUCACUGGUACUAAAAGGAUGUUUACAUUUAUUUUUUUUUUUUUUUAAUGGUUGCGUUUUAAAUGAUUCCUCGGCUGUGUCACUCGGAUCCUCCAGCUUCCUCCUGGACUGUCCUCUUAUAUGUAAAGUGUACAUUAUCAUGUUUCUUUUUUUUUUUUAUACAAUACUGCAAC
Messenger RNA from Neoarius graeffei (lesser salmon catfish), 7093 nucleotides. Its product is annotated as zinc finger protein 609-like. Gene Ontology annotation, biological process: regulation of transcription by RNA polymerase II. The record is from RefSeq and is a predicted model, not a curated record. Bases 610 to 4740 code for a protein of 1376 amino acids. Lineage: Eukaryota; Metazoa; Chordata; Actinopteri; Siluriformes; Ariidae. The transcript has 9 exons. Gene Ontology annotation, cellular component: nucleus.